GGGCAUUGCAAUGGGAUUUGGCUGUAUCCUUCGGGUCCUCCGUGUGCCUCCGGCGCGCUCUUGUAAUAUCCUGGACGCAUCAGAAAUGCGUCGCAUGGACUCCCAGCGCUCUCGACAUAGACCUCGCCUGCGUUCUCUUUGCACCCAAUAAGUCGGCUAUCGUAUGGUUCUGUCGUGAGAACGAGCCAGCCGUGUUGCGGAGCUGCAACGCUCGAGAGCCUCGCUCGGGAGCCAGAGCCGCAGAGCAAAGGCGCUCGCGCGAGAGCCCUCGGCUUCGGGACCCCGCGCCAAGCACGGCUGCGUCGUCCAAGAACACCGAUUCGCCCGAAGAACGGCACGGUUCUGUUUUGGUCGGAUACCAACGCCUCAAUUUAGAGUGCGACAUUCCAGAGCCGAGCCGUCAUGUCGUAGCUCGCCGUCACGAUGCGCUUGCCGUCGGGCGAGAACGCGCAGCCCCAGACCCAGUGGGCGUGCCCCUCGAGCGUCGUCUGCANNNCGCGCCCGUCUCGGCGUCCCAGAGCCGCGCCGUCCCGUCGAUGCUCGCUGUCGCGAUGCGCUUGCCAUCGGGCGAGAACGCGCAGCUUUUGAGGUAGCCGGUGUGUCCCUUGAGCGUGUGCAACAGCGCGCCCGUCUCGGCGUCCCACAGCCGCGCCGUCCCGUCGUCGCUCGCCGUCGCGAUGCGCUUGCCGUCGGGCGAGAGCGCGCAGCUGUUGACGUAGCUGGCGUGCCCCUCGAGGAUUGCUGUGCCCUUCAAAAUCCGGUCGUGCCAGAUGAGGUUGCGCACCACCAGCGCCACGGCUCGCGCACCUCGAGCGACUCGUUUCGUCACAUAAAGCCCAUUCGUCGAUGCCGCCUGCCGCAGGAUGAUCGUGAAGAGGUCGUCCUGCUCGAAAACUGCAAGGGCCGGCGCGGUAGAGGAGGCGCGCGGCCGCAUGGUCUCGGUGGCUGGUGGCCUCCCUGGUCGGCAAUCUCCGCGGGCA
Molecule: messenger RNA, 980 nt
Organism: Pelagophyceae sp. CCMP2097
Lineage: Eukaryota; Pelagophyceae
Source: the annotation of a GenBank genome assembly